GGAAUUGUGUAUUAUUCUCUACGAGCGUUUUUACAGUAGUUCUAUAUCGAUCUGGCUCAAGCAUCAACCUUUUAAUUUUUACUUCGGAUGAAUGUUUGACUGAGCGUCUCGCUCUGUAACCGUUGCGAUGAAUUAAACAAAGACGAUGGACGCAGCCGGAGAAGACGCCAACUGUUAACCUUACGGAUUUCCCCCCCCAUCUUUGCCAGAGGAUUUCACACACACGUGGUCAACUCGGUUUAAAGCUUUUAUCACCAGCUAACGUUAACUUUACGUUUCCGUCGACGACAGAUAAAAGUAGCUAAAUAUAAUACUUCAUUUGUUUGAGUCCGUACGCCCGCUUGAUUUAACCGUUAACAUGCAUUUAAACGGUUAAAGACGUUGAAUUCGUCUGGCGGACUCCUUUGACUUAAAACCGACUAGCUUCUUAAUGUAACGUAGGACACAUUACCACUCACUUAACUUACACGCCUCCAAGAUUUCAGCGUCAAUAAGAGUGCCUCAACCUGUCUUGUUGGCAUCGUCUUCACCGUUUUUGCUCAAGAGAAUUUAAGCAGUGCAGAUGUUUCAGCCAGGAUUGGACAGGUUAAAGGGCGUCUGACAGACUCCAAAUAUGGUUUCACUGUGUUUUCUAUUGUUCUGGCCACAACUAAUAGAUUUGUCUAAUUUGGAGCAUUGAACUUGGGACUUUGUGUACAAGUGGGAGUUACAUGGACCAGAGUGCUGGACUACCUCUGCACAAACCCCUUUGUGCACUUGAGGUAGGUCUCCAUAUUUUGUUUUUAAGAUGAGCCAAGGGCCAAACCUUGUCCUCCAGUGGCUGUCGAAGCUCCAUCUGGCCCAGUAUGUGGAGUCAUUCAUUGACAAUGGUUAUGAUGACUUGGAAGUUUGUAAACAGAUUGGGAAGCCGGACCUUGAUGCCAUAGGUGUCCACAUUGAGUACCACAGACACAGGCUGCUCACAGCAGUGCAGAAGCUAAAAGAGGAGGACAAAAGGAAAACACCUAGCUACUAUUUCACCUUAGAGCCUCUGGAUCCUUCUACUUGCAACCACUCUUCACACUCAGUCAGAGAAGAUGACUUCAGGACUUUGGGGUCAAACUCACAGACCACAGGUAUACACCAGGCCUCCUGUCCUGGGAACCAUAACCCCAGAGUCACAGAUUGUGAUGACUUUGUGACAUAUCCCAAACUGAAACUCAAGGUACUGAUAAGGGAUAAACUUGCAAAAGAUGGAAUCAACCUUGGACAAGCACCUUACACCUAUAAGGAUGGCUCGGUGGGGAACCUUGAUGACCUGGCUCAGGAGUAUUCUCAGUAUUACGGGACCUCCCUCAGUGACGUGUGUGAAAGGAUGGAGGAGCUUCGGAAACGCAAAGUAGUGCAAGAUGCUGAAUUGGGAAAGUUUGACUCAGUGGCCACAUCACUGCAGCUUCGCACUCAGAUCCAGGAAUCCCUUGGACUCAGCAGCAGUACCACCUCCACUCCUGAGAAUGAGAGAAGGUUUCCUGUGCACAAAUCUAGCUCUGAUGAUGGAUCAGGAGGAAAAUGGGAUGGAAAGAGAAAAGGCAAGUCUUUUUGGCAGAGUUUUCGAAAGUCACAGAAAGGGGUGGUGCGUCAGAUUUCGAAAGGUGAUGAUGUUGGAUUUGUGGCCAGUGAAAUCACCAUGAGUGACGAAGAGCGUAUCCAGCUGAUGAUGAUGGUGAAGGAGAAUAUGAUUUCUAUAGAGGAAGCCUUGGCACGACUGAAGGAGUUUGAGACACAAAACAGGCAGACGUGCAGGUCCGAUCCCACAGAGUGGGCCGAUCCCUCCAGUCCCACCACAAAUGAGUUGUUCAACUGCAACCCUUGUGACCUGUCAGACAAUGAACAAGAGGAAUCUGUGACGUUCAGGAGACUCCAUAAGCUGGUCAACUCAACCCGGAAGGUGAAGAAGAAGCUGAUCAGAAUUGACGAGUCUAAGAAGCCUGGAGCAGAGGAUGAUCUUCCCUGUGGAGAUGCCAGCAACUCCCUAUACUCUGGUGUGCAGAAGAAGCCUGUUGUUUGCCCCAUGGACUCCUUGGCUUCAGCUCUUCGGGACCAGCUCACUUACGACAGGGACUCUGACAGCCUGACCACCUCCCCCUCCUCGAGCAGCCUGGACACCUGCAGCAGCCAGAAGAUCUUCCAGGCUUUUAGCAAGUCUUGUAGGAGCCCUAUUCAUCAGGAGACAAGUGCUGGGGAGGUGAGGGAGGCAGGUGACGGCAGUGGCUCGUCCUUUUCUGAAGCAGAGGGUUGCCAUGAUGAGGAACCCAAAAUCGCUCGCUCAGUCACGGACGGAGAGCUCCGUCACCGGAUCCUAAGCCCGCUCAGCCACCAUGGGAGAGCCUGUAGCUUUGGAGGAUUUGACCUGACCAAUCGCUCGAUGCUCACAGUCAUCUCUGACAAUGAUAACACUGAUAAAGACGGAGAUGGUGUGAGGGAUCCCAUGAAGUCUCCAACAGCAUCUCGUAUUUCCCUGGGCAAAAAAGUCAAGUCUGUGAGAGAAACCAUGAGAAAACACAUAUCUAAGAGAUACCACUGUUCUCUCUCUGAACAGUCAAGCCCAGACCGCAUGUCCAGCUGCCCUCACUCGCCUCAGACAGAUUCUGACUCUCUGGAGAAACCAAAACUGAAGCCAGGAGGGUCUGUGGAAAGCCUAAGGAGUUCCCUCAGUGGACAAAGUUCAAUGAGUGGCCAGACGGUGGGCACCACUGACUCAUCCAACAGCAACAGAGAGAGUGUGAAGUCUGAGGACGGGGAAGAGGAUGAGCUGCCUUACCGCGGACCCUUCUGUGGACGCGCUCUAGUUCAUACUGACUUCACCCCCAGUCCCUAUGACACGGACUCCCUCAAACUGAAGAGUGGAGAUGUCAUUGAUAUCAUUAGUAAGCCACCAAUGGGUACAUGGAUGGGGAUGCUCAACGGUAAAGUCGGCACCUUCAAGUUCAUUUAUGUUGAUGUCCUGAAUGAAGAGGAGGUGAAGCCCAAAAAGACACGCAGGAGGAGGAAGGCCCGGCAACCUAAGCCCACCUCUGUAGAGGAGCUCCUUGAUCGCAUUAACCUCAAGGAGCAUCUUCCCACCUUCCUUUUUAACGGCUAUGAGGAUCUUGACACAUUCAAGUUGCUAGAGGAGGAGGACUUGGAUGAGCUCAACAUUACAGACCCCCAACACAGAGCUGUGCUGCUCACUGCUGUGGAGCUGCUGCAGGAGUAUGAUGGUGGGUCAGGAAGCAGCGACCCAGAGAGAGGCAGUCAGUCUGGAGGCUCACAGGAGAAGCUGCUCCUGGACAGACGUGGCCUCGUGGGAGACUCCCCGCGGGACUCCGGCUGCUACGAGAGUAACGAGAACCUGGAGAACGGAAGGAUCAAAAAGAUGUCUUCAUCCAUGAGCAGGUCCUCCUCCGGUUUUGAGUCAAGCCACCUUUCAUCCCCAGAGUACCCUGCCCUCCCCCAGACCCUGACCUCCACCAGCUCUAGUAAGACUUCACUCCAAAGUAAACAAGCUUGCCUGCCCUGUAUCUUACCAUCACUAAGACACCCUAAGAACAGCUCACAUCUCCUAAGCCCAGCUAAAGGUCAUCAUCUCAGCAGUCCUAGAAAUGGCUACAUUUCUAGGAGCCAGAGCUGCAUGGAGCUAAGAAGAAACCCAGCACCAGGGCUGCUGACGCGGAGCUUCUCCCUGACUGUCCUCCACAAAGGGCGGAAGAGAAAACUCUUCAACCCUAAAAACUGGAAUCUGACCCCCAGCGUCAAGACAGAGGAGAGCACACAGCACUCAGUUAAUCCUCAAAAACCUUUUGAGCUCAUGUUUCCAUCCUUGCAGUUUUCCACCACAUCACAUAAGUCUGUGUGCAGCACUUUCAACCUAGACACAACACAUGUGUUUGCCCCUAAACCAGCAGAAAAAACACACAGUGCGCAUCUCCAGUUGCCACCCACAGUCCCAGCAGAAAGGUCCAAAAGUCCUUUAACUAUACCGUCCAUACCAAACAUACUCCCAGAGUCCUUAUUAACAGAGACUGCCUGUGUGUACAACUAUACAAACCGCUUCUCCUCAGAGGAUAACAAGAGUCGUUCAGUUUCAGCCAGUUCUGAAGCGCGCAGGCUGAAAAUGAAAAGAAAUAAGAAGACCUCCUGAACUCUAUAUCUGGCUUCCCUGUCACAAGAAAGACUCUAGCAGCAGGGUGCUGAUCUCAAAAUAGAGCCACAUUCUGACAAGGUAUUGGCCUUAAUAGCACAGUGAACUGUCACUUGACAGAUGUUAAUUGCUGAUGUUGGAUGAUGACCAUUUUAAAACCAUAUUUAUUUCAGAAUCUUUGAAAUACUGUGUUAAUAUAAGUUAUCUUUUUUCCCAAAUAACCAUUGAUUUCUGAUGUAUCCAUGGAGUGUACCAUGAAACUGACCUGCCAGCCGAUUACUAUAUCUGUGGUACAUUUUCUCACAAUAGCCAGAAAAUAUAAGGAAAGGUAAAUUCGCAGCGUUGUCACUUUUUAGUAGGUUCACAUGGAUUACACCAAACACAAAGUUCCCUACAGUUUCCAAAAGUGUAGUAGAAUUAAUCCUCCCUCAGAAAACAAAAGUUUAGACCGUGUUAAUAAGGUUACAAAUAGAUAAGUUAGUCAUAAAAAAAUACUGAGGUUGCAGUGUGGUCGAUAUGGAAUACCCCAACUUUCUAUUUCGGAUGUUCAGCUGAAUCAAGUCUAUGGAGGAAACUGUGACUAAGUUCCAGCAGUUGCACAAGCAGCAUCGCUUGGCAGCAAGUGGCCAUUUAUCCUACAUCAAACAAAGCCAUUGUUAAUAAAUUGAACAGUUUUAAGUAUGAACUUUUCAUUACUGCCUUUUUGACACCAGGCCUUUUUCACAGAGGACAUUUUGACAUGUCACAAAAGGAAAAGCAGAAGUGUAAAUAAAAAGAAUUGUGGUUAAAUUCCAUGUAGUUCCUUCAGAGUCUGGUAUUAUUAAUGCUAACUCACGGUCUCACAGCCAUGACUUACUGGGACAAGUGAAUAGUACAGAGCCACACUUAAUGUUAUUAGUAACACCUGUGCUUUUGUGUUUAUAUCCAUAUCUAACUGCAGGUAGUGAUGGCAAUUACUGUAUCAUUAUCAUAGUGCUUCAUUAAACAAUCAGCAGUUCUAAUGCACAUAUAAUUUGCACAUUACAGGAAGUUUAGCAAUUUAGCGUUUAAACAACCCAGCAAGUAUCUUACAUGUACACAUGAAUUGUUUAUUUCUCAUCAGUUUCAUAUCAGGAAAUUCUGUCUUUUUCAGUUACUGAAGAAAUGUUUUUUAUAGAUAGAUUGUAAAAAUGCUAAGAAGGCUGUUAAUCACUGUUAGCUACUUUUUUACCCACCUAUCAAUAAAUGUUGUUUUAUUUGAAUUAA
Messenger RNA from Micropterus salmoides (largemouth bass), 5404 nucleotides. It is a transcript of the gene sash1b, whose product is annotated as SAM and SH3 domain containing 1b. Bases 788 to 4159 code for a protein of 1123 amino acids. The record is from RefSeq and is a predicted model, not a curated record. The transcript has 18 exons. Gene Ontology annotation, molecular function: protein binding. NCBI's taxonomy places the organism in Eukaryota, Metazoa, Chordata, Actinopteri, Centrarchiformes, Centrarchidae.